AUGGGUAGAUCACCGUGCUGUGAGAAAUUGGGUUUGAAGAAAGGACCUUGGACACCAGAAGAAGAUCAGAAACUUUUGGCUUAUAUUGAAGAACAUGGCCAUGGAAGUUGGCGUUCAUUGCCUGAGAAAGCUGGUCUCCAUCGAUGCGGGAAAAGUUGCAGACUCAGAUGGACUAACUACCUAAGACCAGACAUCAAAAGAGGCAAAUUCAACUUGCAAGAAGAACAAACCAUAAUUCAACUCCAUGCUCUCUUAGGAAACAGGUGGUCAGCGAUUGCGACUCAUUUGCCAAAGAGAACAGACAAUGAGAUCAAGAACUAUUGGAACACGCAUUUGAAGAAACGGUUAGUCAAAAUGGGGAUUGAUCCGGUGACUCAUAAACCCAAAAACGAGACUCCUUUGUCUUCUCUCGGUGUAUCCAAGAACGCAGCCACACUUAGCCACAUGGCUCAGUGGGAAAGUGCUCGCCUUGAAGCUGAAGCAAGGCUAGCUAGAGAAUCAAAGCUUCUUCAUUACCAAUCCAAACCAUCAUCUCAUCAUCAUCAUCAUCAACAUGGGUUCACUCACAAGACACUGUUAACGAAUUGGACAUCAAAAACAAACGAAGAUCAACAACAGCAACAGCAGCUUGAAUCUCCGACAUCUACAGUGUCAUUCUCGGAGAUGAAGGAAUCUAGCGGAAUCUCGACGAAGAUUGCGUUUGUCGGAUCAUCCACGGGUCUGACUCUGAUCAAAGAACCGGAAAACGAUUGGAUCAAUUCGACGAUUCACGAAUUCGAGACUACGCAGAUGGCGGAAGGAAUCGAAGAAGGGUUCACUGAUCUUCUGCUCGGCGGCGAUUCGCUCGGCCGGAGUUUCUCCGCCGAUAAAAACGAGACGGCCGUCGAGAGUAGUGGUGGUGGUGACUGCAAUUACUACGAGGACAACAAGAAUUAUUUGGACAGCAUUUUUAGCUUUGUGGAUCCUUCACCGUCCGAUUCACCGCCAAUGUUCUGA
Messenger RNA from Microthlaspi erraticum, 996 nucleotides. The record is from the annotation of a GenBank genome assembly. Lineage: Eukaryota; Viridiplantae; Streptophyta; Magnoliopsida; Brassicales; Brassicaceae.